ACUGUCACUGCCUCUUAUGACUCUCAUUCAUCACAAUCCGAAGCAGCGUCCCAAUGCUUUCAGCAGCCUCAAUUCCCGUCCUUUCCGCUCCCGUACCCGUCUCAAUACCAGCAACAUCAGUGGCAAAGCCACCCCCUCCGCCUCCGAACACCAACCUCUCCCUCCUCCACCUCUGCACCCACCUCCAAGAAGCCACCCAAGUCCAUGCUCUCAUGGUCAAGACCUCUCAAACCGCCGACCCCUACUCGGCCGGCCGCCUCGCCGAAUUCUACGCCCUCUCCGACCGAGGCAGCCUCGAGCACGCCGAGAAGAUCCUCGAUUCGUUCCCACACCACCCGCCCACCUUCGUUUGCAACACCCUGAUGCGUGCCUACUCUGAGAGGCGGAAUCCCCUCCUCUCCAUUAAUCUUUAUCGCCGGAUGCUCGUGGAUGCGGUGGAGGCGGAUCGCUUCACCUUCACGUUCACGCUCAAGGCGUGCACGCAGCUGUGCGCGCUUGCGAUCGGCAUGCAGAUCCACGCGCAGGUCGUCAAGCACGGUUUGGAGUCCAACGCUCAUAUCCGCAAUAAGCUCAUCCACCUGUAUGCUGUUUCCGGCCGGAUUCGUGAUGCCCGCAAGGUGUUUGAUGGAAGCACUGAACCGGAUGUUGUUGCAUGGAACAGCAUGUUGCAAGGGUAUGCUGACAUGGAUGAUGGUGAGAAUCUUCACAAUCUAUUUGACAGCAUGCCGGCUCGUGAUGUGGUAUCUUGGAAUACGAUGAUCGCAUACUACAUUGAAGCGGGCGAAUUUGAGGAAGCCAUUUUGAUGUUUCGGUUGAUGCAACAAAGCAGCGAGUGUGGACUAAAUAGAGUGACUCUGAUUAGUGUUCUUUCUGCUGUGACCCAGUUGGGAGCAUUGGGCCAGGGUCAGUGGGUGCAUGCAUACAUCAAGAGACAUGCCAUUGAGCUCGAUGAGAACCUUAGUUCAGCACUGAUCAAUAUGUACUCAAAAUGUGGGUGCAUUGAAGGUGCAAUUUAUUCAUUUGAGACGACGCAUCGGAGAAGUGUGGAUACUUGGAAUGCGAUGAUAGGCUGUUUCACAGCAAAUGGCUGCAGUUUAAGAGCCAUUGAUCUAUUCUCCAAGAUGGAGGCUUCUGGUCUGAUGCCGAAUAAGAUCACCUUCACCUGUGUUUUGAAUGCUUGCAGUCAUGGAGGGUUGGUUGAUAGAGGCAUCAGAUAUUUUGAGAAGAUGAGUAAUGUUUAUGGCAUCGAACCUGAUGUUGGUCAUUAUGGGUGCAUGGUGGAUCUUUUCAGCCGUGCAGGUUUAUUCGAAAAGGCUGAGGAGAUCAUCCAACGAAUGCCAAUUGAACCUGAUAAAGUCAUGUGGAAGGCCGUAGUAGGUGCUUGUAGAGUUAACAAAAACUAUGAGUUGGGCGAGAAGGCUGGACUUAAGCUUAUUGAAAUAGAUCCUGAUGACAAUGCUGGAUAUGUGCUGCUAUCGAACAUAUAUGCAAUGUCUAACAAUUGGAAUGGGGUUUAUAGGGUGAGGAAGCUGAUGCAUGAUAGAGGCAUAAAGAAGGUACCUGGUUGCAGUUCUAUAGAACUGGAUGGCCUGGUCCAUGAAUUCAUCGCUGGGGAUGCAGCUCAUGCUAGAAAGAAAGAGAUAUAUAAGAUGCUUGAUGAGAUGGCUCAGAAGUUGAAGCGUGCAGGAUAUGAACCUGAUACGACACAGGUUUUGCUUGACAUUGAAGAGGCAGAUGUGAAGGAGAGCUCUCUGGCUCUUCACAGCGAGAAGCUGGCAGUAGCCUACGGACUCAUCAGCACCAGCCCAGGUGCCACCAUUAGGGUGGUGAAGAACCUCCGCAUAUGUGGGGAUUGUCAUUCAGCAUUGAAACUUCUCAGUCAGAUUUAUGACAGGAAUAUAAUCGUCAGAGAUGCAAACCGUUUUCAUCACUUCAACAGAGGAUCCUGUUCUUGCAUGGACUACUGGUGAUAUACAGCUACUAAUUGAAAUUAUAUACGUACAGAAGAAUUUCUUUCCCUUCACUGAAGAGUGUACAUACGGGGAAUCAUAUGAAUGAUGCAGCAAACUUCAUUGGAUGGAUCAAUGAGCCUUUAUCUUCUUACAUGAAACUCCCACCUCUGUUCCUAUAAUUCAUCUUCAAUCAUCUUUCCCUCUGGAAUUGGGAUAACUUAUCUUCAGAUUAUCACAUUCUAUGAGAUACCUGUCUGCUAAAGACCUUCAUUUUCCUCCAGUGGUGCUAUUACUAGUUCUUAUUCCAGCUUGACAUUGGCUUCGGAAGUGCCCUAACUGCCUGUUGUCUUCACAAAUACUGAUUGGUUUUGGGGUGAAAUCGAGUUGCUUGGUUUGUAUGUUUAUAAGGUACAUAAGCAUCCAGUCAUAUCUUGUCAGAUGAGACCCCUUAUUAUUUGCUAAAAUAUUUUUUAUUAACAGAGAAUAGACUGUAAAGUUGCUUUCUUGAUUGAGGAAACUAUCUUUGUAUCUAUUUGCUGUAUACAUUGAUCCUUCCUAAAUCUCACAUUGACAAGAGUCUGGUUU
Molecule: messenger RNA, 2537 nt
Organism: Musa acuminata subsp. malaccensis (wild Malaysian banana)
Lineage: Eukaryota; Viridiplantae; Streptophyta; Magnoliopsida; Zingiberales; Musaceae
Product: pentatricopeptide repeat-containing protein At5g48910-like
Biological process (GO): RNA modification
Cellular component (GO): intracellular membrane-bounded organelle
Molecular function (GO): zinc ion binding; RNA binding; protein binding
Source: RefSeq, a predicted model, not a curated record